This is a messenger RNA of Solea senegalensis (Senegalese sole), 2237 nucleotides long. Its product is annotated as ras and Rab interactor 3-like. The transcript has 6 exons. Lineage: Eukaryota; Metazoa; Chordata; Actinopteri; Pleuronectiformes; Soleidae. The record is from RefSeq and is a predicted model, not a curated record. Bases 168 to 2027 code for a protein of 619 amino acids.
CGUCUGCAGAUGUGUGGACACACUGAAGUGAAUCUGUGGAGAAGUGAAGUACAUAUUUCCUCAUAGGAAAAUUUGGCUCGCGGAAGAAUACGGAGAAUAUGCCACUAUAAAGCGAAGCCGGGGGCGAUCGAAAAAGAAGAAGACGUAUCUGGACAAAGAGCCACGGGAUGGCACAACAAGAAGAACCUCUAUAUGACUUCCCCGAGCCCACCAAGUCAUCACAUCAGAAGCUCCUGGGGCUUCAAAGGGGAAGAGGUUCCCUGAGAAGCAUCAGCGUCCUGGACCGCCUCCUGCUCACCGGCCCUGUCUGGCUCCAGCUGUCAAUCAACCCUGCUACUGCCCUGCACAUACUGCAGAGGGAGCCUCCUGGGACAUUCCUGGUGCGAAAGUCUCGCACAUCGCAGAGAAACGUGCUGUGCAUACGUCUGACGGAUGAUAGUGUGCCUUCCUUUGUCCAGCAGUUUGGCAUCAGGGAGGAACUGUCCACUCUGACUCUGGAAACGUCAGCAAUCAGCUUCCCAGAUCUCCCAAGACUCAUUUCUUUCUACUGUGUCAGCAGAGAUGUACUGCCGUUCCCCUUGGAGCUUCCCGAAGCAAUUGCAAAAGCCACCUCUCACAAAGAGCUGGAGUCCAUCUCACACAUGGGAAUAGAAUUUUGGAGUUCCCAUCUAAAUGUCCGUGGACCGCGGGAGGCACCAAAGUCCCAGAUUGACAAAGAGAAGAAGCCCGACGCUGUGACGCCAGCCACACCUGCUGCUGCUGCUCCAACCACAAGCUCUGAUUCAGCUCCACAGCCCAACUCAGAUCACCAGCUCACGACAGAACCCGAGUCAGACACAAAUGGCCAACAGUUGGGUUCCAAACCCACCCUGUUCCACGAGUUCUGUCCAAUCACAACACGCAGUCCCAGAGAGUUGGACUGUGGCUCCGGCCUGGGCGCUCUUUGCUUCAUCAACCCCCUUUUCCUACAGUCUCAGACUGUAUUGUCCAGACGGAACCUGUUAAAACGUAGCCUCAAGAUUCGAGUUUCCACUGAGACAUUGACCCCGCUGUCGCCUCCUCUUGCUCCGCCACCUCCGCCGCCUUUAAAGCCCAAAACUAAAGGGAAAUGUAAAGCUCAGAAACAGGGACAAGGAGAUGCCAAGCCCAGUAAAGUCUUAAUUCCUUUACAGGAUGGGAACCAAGCCACAGCACCAGACACCCAGACUUCGAUACAAAGACAGGAGGAUCCCGAUGAGGCCCAGAUUCAGCCUCCUUCAGCAGCUCCUCAAGACCAGGUGCAGGAGCAGGUCCAAGGUCAAGUGGAUUUAGAGGAGGCUGCAGUUACACUACCAAAAAUAAUGGAGCAUCAUCCUGAAGAGUCAGAGUACAUGCAGCCUUCUCCAGGGAUCAAUUCCUCCCUUCCUCGCUCACUUUCUCCUUACCUCUCCCCAGCUGUUGCUCCCCUGGCACCUCCUCCUAACCCCACAGGAUUUAUACCCAUCUCUCCUGGUGCUUUAGCCUCUCUCUCCCCUUAUCAAUCCCCUUCUGUUUCUCCCAGACCCCCCUUUUCUCUCUCUCCACAUGACUCACCCUGUGCCUCACCCUCUCUCUCACCAUACCAGUCCCCGUCCGUUUCUCCCAAAGUCCCCUUUUCUCUCUCUCCGCGCGCCUCACCCUCUCCCUCACCGUAUCAGUCCCCGUCUGUUUCUCCGAAGCUGCCCGUCUUUAUGUCACCAUUCACUUCCUCACCCCCACCUCAGCUGGCAGAGCAGGUUUAUGACACACCGGCUCUCCCCUUAAAAGCCAAUCAGAGAUCACAGAGAGAUGCAGAGGAAGAGGAGGAGGGAGGCACUGCGGGUGCAAAGCAGGAUGAAGAUUGUGAAACAAAUGCAAAGGGAGAGGAGGAGGAGGAGGAACAGAGACUGGUUUUAAAGAUGAAAGGUACUUCUCUAAAUGACACGGACAGCAGCAGUUCCUUCAGCAGUCUUGAGGGGGCAGCAGAGACUCCACCUCCCUCACCCCAUGACAUGACUGUCCCUAAAUGAAAUAAUGCCAUAUCAUGAAGCACUGUAUACAAUAAGUGUUUAUACAUCGACAGCAUCUCAGGCACGUAUGAUGGUUUUCAAGAGCUGAUCUAUGCUCAAUUUUUCCUUAAUAAUUCCCAUCAUGCUCUAUUGCCAGUUUCCUAACCACGCAAUAAAACGUGACAGUGUUCAAAAACGUUAUAUGUAAACAUUAAACAGUGUUGUUGAGUU